Molecule: messenger RNA, 2053 nt
Organism: Paramecium sonneborni
Lineage: Eukaryota; Ciliophora; Oligohymenophorea; Peniculida; Parameciidae
Source: the annotation of a GenBank genome assembly
AUGUAAUUUAUUCCAUUUUCACCACUGAUUGACAUUGGAUUUUGGUCUCAAUUAUCUAGAAAUAAAAUUGAGAUCUACAAAUUAGAUGAUGCAGAGAGAUCAUUAUUAGUAAAAACAAAAAUAAAUCCAUACCCAGAAAAAACUUCCUAAUUAUAUUUAGAUAUUUAUUCAUUCUAAGAUGAUAUCACAAUCAAUAAAUCUGGUCCUUUUGAGGUUUAUUCAAAGAUUUCAUUCUAAAAUUACAACACCAUUGAAGCAUAUUAAGAAUUUGAUCAUUUAGAUUAUGCGUAAAAAGCUUUUCAAAAAAUGAUUGAAUCAUUCUCAAAAGAUGAAAAGCCUAAUCUUUUUCCAGCAAGAAUGAGUAUUUUUGCUGAUUUAAAGAAAUAUUUAUUCUACUUUAAAUUGAUUGUACCCUAAUUAUAGAUAGAAAACAUAUAGAAUGUCCUUUAAAAAAACCUUACAGAUUAUUUAGGUGAAUAAAAUUAGAAAUUUUAAUAAUAAUUGUCUUUGAUAAUUCAAUAAUAAUAAAAUGAAGUAUGUAACAAUUCAUUCGUAAUUGUAAAUAAAGAAAGUUUCCAAUUUGUACCAUUUAAAGAAUAUUAAUAAAAUAAGUAAGAGGUGAUAUUUAUAUAUUUUGAUUCUUUUAAUUAGUCUUAAUUGAACAGUCAAUUCAAUAACUUUAUAGCAUAUUUAAUAACAAAUAACUCUUUUAAAGAAUAUAUUAAUAAUAUAAAAAUAAUAGUAAUUAAAGAUGCUUUGACAAUUAAUAAAAAUCAAUUCUAAUUAAAAAAUUCAAUAUAUAUAGAGUUGAAUUUAUCUGAAUCAAAAAUAAUAUAAUAAAAUGGAUAAUAUAAGGCAUUUAACAUAGAGGGUUAUCUAUAAGAAAAGAAAAUAGAUUUGAAAUCAUUUAUGGAUGAAUAAUCGUAAUAAAAUAAUUUGAUUAAUAUUUUAGUUUGGCAAAAGAAGCUGUUGAUUUGAAUAUAAAGUUAAUGAAAUGGAGAUUGUUACCUGAAUUAGAUUUAGAGAAAGUUUAAGCCUAGAAAGUACUAUUAAUAGGAGCAGGGACUUUAGGUUGUCAACUAGCAAGAAAUUUAAUAGGAUGGGGAAUAAGAAAAAUAACAUUUGUUGAUUAUGGAAGAAUAUCAUACAGUAAUCCAGUUAGAUAAAGCUUAUAUGAUUUUGAAGAUUCGACAAAGGGAGGAAGACCAAAAGCUGAAGUAGCAGCUGAGAAAUUAAAAAAGAUCUUUCCUGAUAUAGAUAGUGAAGGAUAUUAACUUUAAAUACCAAUGCCUGGUCAUUUUGUAACUGAAUCAUAAGUCUAAUCAACGUUAGAUUCAUUUUUAAAAUUAAGUGAAUUGGUAAGCACUCAUGAUGCAGUAUUUUUAUUAACAGAUUCAAGAGAAUCAAGAUGGUUACCAACAGUAUUAAGCAAUGCCUAUGGAAAGAUGUGUUUUUCUGUUGCUUUAGGAUUUGAUUCAUUUUUGAUUAUAAGACAUGGAAUAUCAUUGAAAAAAUAUAAUCCAGAAAUACAUGGUGAAAGAUUAGCAUGUUACUUUUGUAAUGAUAUUUCAUCUCCUGGAAAUUCAAUGAAGGAUAGAACUUUAGAUUAAUAAUGCACAGUAACUCGUCCAGGAUUAUCAUUCUUGGCUUCAGCUUAUUCAUCUGAAUUAUUUGUUAGUUUAGUACAUAGUCCAUUAUUAGAUGGAACUCCUGCUUCUGAUAAUCCAGAAUAAUUGUAAUAAACAGAUUUGGGAAUAUUACCACAUUUCUUAAGAGGUCAACUAUCAGAUUUUGAUAUCAGAUUAUUUUAUGGAAGAGCUUUUAAAAAGUAAACAAUAAUUUAUAAUUUAGUUGUGUCGCAUGUUCUUAAUAAAUUUUAGAUGCUAUGGAGAAGAAUCCAUAAUCGUUUUUAUUAGAAACUUUGAAUCGACCUGAUGUACUGUAAGACAUCUCAGGAAUAACUGAAGAACUCACUUUGAAUAAACAAGAGAUUCAUGAAAUUUAAGAUAUUGAUGGUGAUGAUGAUUGUUCAGUCCUAUAGAUUAUUUCAUGA